AUGGCCGCCUUCGUGCGCGUUUCGGGUCCGGCAAAUGGCAAUUUUCUAAUCGGUUAUCCGGGCAUCUCUGCGACCAUGCCCCGGAUCGAGGGUAAGGUUGAGAUUCGGCCUAUUGUUGGAAUCACAGCCCCCGUCAAUGUAUCCCUAGUUACCAUCUCCCUCCUGCGUCGAGAGUCAAUACAUCCCUCGGCCGACUCCGUCACCAAAAAGCACCUGGCCCCCCCGCGCAAAGAAGUCGCUGAUAUUGUGGGCAAAGAAAUGCUGUUGUUUCGAUGUCCCGCCGGUCGAGAAUAUGAGGAGGUCAUCUCGAUGGAUUUGCCGUUUGUCCUGUUCAUCCCAUUUGGCCGGGGCGGCCGCGAUGCUUCACGACGUGUACCUCCAGCCAGUCUCCAGCUGCCCAGUCGCACUGCCGAGACGUAUUAUGAAAUGGUAGUGAUGGUCCAGCAGGGACAGUCGGAACAGCGCAAAUACACCUUCCCCGUGCCCAUUGCACGCUACGACACCCUCUCUACCUUUGGUAUGUAUAAUCGUCCCGAGUCAGCAGAGCGCGUAUCCGAUCAUUUGGUCACGCUCGCUAUCUCUCUGCCGCGAUGGUCGUAUGGUCCUCUCGACCCGGUCAGCGUCUAUGUCAAAUUGUCCCCCAACCAGGUCUGGAUGGGCAAGGCUCGCAGAGUGACGAUCAACAAGAUCACCAUCGGCAUCGACGAAGAAAUUAUUUACAACCACGAGGGCGAUGAGCCCCAGCGCAAAGUGAAGAACUUGACCAAGAAGACUGAGCCCAUUGGCGUCAAGCUGCCUCAGUCAGGCUUUCUGACGAAUCUGGGCCUGGUCUUCCCUGCCAAAGAUCUGCGAGACUCAGAGGGGGUCUUGCCUCGCAGUCGAACGGCAUUCCCCACAUACGGUGUGACUGGGUUUACCACAACAGCCAGUCUUUAUAAAAUUGAGUAUUAUCUAACCGUGCGAGCCCAUUUGACGUCCGCAAGAGACAUCACUAUCCGCCAACCGAUCGUGGUUUGCCCGCUCGACCAUGCUGGGUGUAAAGAAGAGAUGGAGGCCAUCGAACAGGCCGCCCGAGACGCAGCCCAUGUGAAUCCCGACAACCCGAUGUUACCACUUCCCUCGAUCGUGCGUCCCAACGAUCACAAUGCCCUGAGCCACUUGGGCGUCGCUGUGGUUGGCAACCAGAAGAAAGCUUUAAUUAACUGA
This is a messenger RNA of Penicillium alfredii, 1206 nucleotides long. Its product is annotated as arrestin C-terminal domain-containing protein. Gene Ontology annotation, cellular component: division septum. Lineage: Eukaryota; Fungi; Ascomycota; Eurotiomycetes; Eurotiales; Aspergillaceae. Gene Ontology annotation, biological process: division septum assembly. The transcript has 3 exons. Bases 1 to 1206 code for a protein of 401 amino acids. The record is from RefSeq and is a predicted model, not a curated record.